CGCUUGCCGCUUUCGCCAUUUUGUUCUGAAACGUCGACGUGUUCACAAGUGUCGAGAAAAAUGUAAACUGUGAAAGUAAAUUAUUCUGAUCCAUGUGAUACUUUAUUGUGAUAACAAACAUUGAAUGUGAUAUAAAAAUAGUGUUCCGAGUAUCCUGUUCUCAAUGGAUGAUCGCAAGACCAAGGGAAAUAAGGCUGUGCUUGAAUUGGAUCGGUUCAAACGUCGUCUGAUCCGUUCUGUAUCUCGUCUGUUGCUGCGUGACAAGAAACCUGAAAAAGAAGUAUGGGAAAUAUUGAAGAGAGACACCGGCUGCAACUGCAAGCUACUAUGGUCGCGUAUGCGAGCGCUGACAAUGAAGAAGCUGGAGCGUCAUCUGAUAGCGGAGGAUCGUACCCACAGAGUGCCGCGCAGAGCCCAGAUGAACCUCAUAGACUGGAUGAUGGUAGACUUGGUGCUCGUCCACCAGGACCUCGACUUUAUUGGACAGGAACUGAAUUUACCUGAAAACUUUUCGGCUAUGGAUGAGCUGUUCGAACUCGUUAAUUUAUAUAAGAUUGAGGGGUUAAAGGGCGAGGACCUGGCUGAGGCGUGGUCAUCAGCUACUCUGCAUUAUAACAGGAAUGGCCACCAAUGCUCCCCGAUGUUGCUGCAGAGGCGAUGGUAUCAGAUGAAGACCAUCACCAGGAACAAGUUCUACAAUUACUGGUACGCUUACAAAGGGUGCAUUAAGCGGUUGCACGUCGCGCAGCCGUUCACACCUACGAAUUUGGAACGUGCUAUAGGUAAAACGUACAAGGACUUGAUAACAACUCCAUUCCCUAGCUGGGAGGAGCUUAUAGAGCAGAGAAUGGUCACAUUACCUGAAGAGUUUGAAAGGAAAAUGAUGGAACUGGCAGGAUUACCAACGCAUUCGCGGAGGGACUCCUAUGAUGAUGAAUCAGAUUUAGAGCUGGUAGAACCUAGAAUAGAAACUAUUGACCUCAGACAGGAAUCUGACGAUACUCCAAAAGAUGAGACUAAAAAUGACGAAACUCUACCACAAAUAGUUAAAAUUAAACAAGAACCACCAGACCCUGACUUGGAACCUGAACCUCAACCUGAAAUACCAAAAAAAUCAAUAUACGAAGAAGUCCUAGAGUCAACGCUGAAAGAAAAUCAAGUAAUAGAUGCAAUGCUUACUAAAGGGUACUUUGAUGCUUACAACGAUAAAAGCGAUGAGGUAGAAGUAGAUUUGGAAGAAAAACAAGAAAUGAUGAUGCCUCAAAUAACUGGUGUAUUCUGUAAUGUCAGUGAAGGUAAUCUCGAUAAUUACAGUGGUACUGAUAAGAAUACUUUACCUACAGAUGAUGAAAUUGAUAAAGAUACUGCUAAACUGGACGAUACAGCUACAGGUACAACUGAAGAUGAUGUUCAACCAGUCACAGUUGAUAAUCAAACUCCUACAGUUGAUAAUCAAACUCCUACAGUUGAUGUUGGCGGUCGAGUUGAAAUUGUUGAGGAAGAAAAUGAUGUAAUUCAACUUGAUGAUGUUGAUAAAGACAGUGAUGUAGGUGAUAAAGUUGACGAUUUAACUCAGAAAGAUGGUGAUUUAACUGACAAAGUUACAACUGAUGAUGUGACUGAUAGAAAUAUUGAGAGUAAAACUGUGGCAGUACAAGAUGGAAACGAUACAGUUGGAGUUGAUAAAGAUGAUCUUACUACUACACCUACAAGUAAUGACAAAACUAAUGCAACAGUACUAGUUGAAGAAGAAGAUACUCAAAACAAAAAUGAUAAAGUCUUUGAAGAAACUCAAACAACAGAAGCGGUUCCACCAGUAACUGAAAAUGAAAUCCUUAGUAAAAACCCUAUGCUCAAAGCAAUGCUAGAUCCGACUGACAGUGAAACUGAUAAAGACGUUGAAAUUAUAGAAGAUGGAAACAGUUCGAAGCCAGUUGUAAUUACUGACUCUGAAGACGAACCUCACAGUGAUCCAGUAGAACCAAUGGAUACAACACUUGAUCACAAUGACAUGGUGACACCAGUAAUAGCAGAAAACAAAGUCUCUGAGGUUAUAGAAGAUGAUGAAACUGUGAAUAAAGGAGUAGAUAGUAAAGCUAAUGUUAAAGUUGAUGCACUGAACUUCUCAUUUGGAGAGCUACCUCAGGAAUUCAGUUUCGUUGAUGACGGCAUUGAGCUGGCUGAUGACGGGAUCGCGUUUGAUGACUACGAUGAUCAUGUUGACAUCAAGAUCGAGCCUGAAACAGAGGAGCCGAAAAUAGAUCCAAAGCUACUGCUGGUCCCCGUCGUUUACGUCACAAGGUUAGACGAUUUAAAUAUCUUUCGUAAACAACCUUUCAAACAGAUCCGAAGUAAAGACAUUAUAGACGCUCUCAUCAUUAAAAAUCGACCAAUCAAACAAGAGAAGCCCAGUGAAGUCAAACAAGAACCCGAAGAUAUAAUUCAAGAUACACCAAUCACACCAGUCGAUGAUAAUGUCGAAAGCAUGUCUACUGAUGAAGAUUCCAAUGAUAUCGUUAUACCAGAAAAUGUAAAAGUCAAACCAACCAGCUAUUUGCUACAAAAGCCACGCAGUCGCAGCUACAACCCCAUACAGUUGUGUAAGAACCCAGAUUUCAAUACGCGACUAAAGAGAUUAAACGUAGGAUUCUUCAAAUCACUUCGUAAUCGGGCACUCAUCAAACAUUGUAAGCCAUUGACCAUCGAUAUCUCUAAAGCGUUCGAAACAAAACUUAUUAACGGCACAUUGUACCUUAAACCCGAGUCCAAAGACGAUAACGUUAAAAUUGAAAUAACUGAUGAUUCAGAAAUCGUUCAAAAUGCUACCGUAGUUCCCUCGGCUAUGAUCGCUCAAAGUCUUAUCGAUAAUACGAAAACAGCUGAUAUUCUACCCUUAAUACGUGACGUAGAAAUAGCACCAAAACCUGUAGAACAUGAAAGAAAUACAAGAAUUAAUCUGCCUGACAUAUCAGAGAUCCGUCGAAUUAACCAACGUCUCCUCACUGCAGAAAUUACACCAAUACAAAUGCAAAAUAAAACAUUCCAAGCACCAGUUACUCUUAUCUCACCUGAACCUUCUCAGAGUCCCUCUGUAAUCAGUAGUCCUAGUUCAGACGUAGCCGUGGUAGACACAGUAGCGUCUGAGAAUAGUUCGAGUCACCUAGUUAACUCGCGACCUGAAUCAAGCACAUGGGGGCACAUUGGUUACAUAAGAGGUCGUGCACGCGGGUCCUACAAUGCGAGAAGAAUGAUGCAGUCAAGAAUAAAGUCGAGACCCUUUAAAUCUCAUACGACUGUGAGUUGGUUAUCCAAAUCGAAUGAUCCAAAUCUCAUUAGCAGGGAACAAGAAACCACACUCUUAACUCUGGAUACCCUAAACAAGAUGUUAAGUAUAUUAGGUGAGACAGAUAUACCACUCGAUACACAGAAGAAACAGAAGGCUGAUAAUAAAAAUGAGAAGAAAAUAGAUAAAGGCAAUCAGAUAGCAAAUAUCGGAACACAAGAUGAGAAUAAAAUAGAUACUGACGUCUGUAAGCCCCGAAUUAAUGUCAAAUCGGCAGAAAAUGGACCGCGUCCAUAUAAACCAAGGAAGAAACAAGAAAUGGGAACCAUGACGGACUCAACAGGCGGAAAGGCACCAACAAAAAAAGGCCGGUACUGUUGCUGGAGUCGACAACGGAUGCUACAUAUGCUUUUCCGUAAGAAACGCUUACCGGAGCACGGGUGCCGCGACGGUAAUUGUAUUUGUUGCUGUCGUCAGUUGUUGCUGUCUUAUAUAGCACAAGACGAGAAAAUGAAAUCGGCACAACGUACUGUUGCGCCGAUUGAUGAUGCAAAUGACAAAGCGAUGACAGAGUGUGCGGAAGCGGCUAGUGCUUGUGCAAAUCUCACUAAAGACGUUCCCGAGGACGUGAACAAACAGGUAGGUCCAGCUGUAACUAAAGUUGCGGCCUCACGAAUUACUUUGCCAAUGAUUCAAGCCCAUCCAUUAUCUACAUCAGAGCUAACUUUGACAAAAUCAGAAAGUUUAAAAACAUAUCCUAACUCAGUAGCUAAGAAACCCGAUCAGCCCACGCUAACAAAAUCUGGUAAACCAUUCAAGCCACCUAAAUUUUUAAAAGAAAAGUUAAUAUUCCUAAACAGUAAGCAUAUUUCCGAAAAGCCUACAAAGAAUCCAAUAUAUUUAGGGAAGAAUAAAGUAUUGAUGACCACAGUCAAAUUUCCUUGGAAUUUGAAAUUGUUUGAAGAAACUAAACAAGCUUUGGCAUCGACAUUGACGGUGCCUGCGGGAGUAAGCUUAGUAUGUCUCCCGGACGGAACAAUAUCAUAUAGCAUAGACAAUGUUCACGUGAAAGCACUAGAUUUGGCAUUGAUGCCGUCUAUUAUAGCGACAGUACAGAUGCACAUGAACAAUGCCCUACUACAACAGCAGCAGCAGACACAAGCCCAACAACCUGUCCAGCCGACAGUUAACUCAAACGAAGUGAUUGAUCUAGUGGACGAUGAAGAUGAAGGCAACAAUAAGAGCCAAGAUACAAAUAAUAGUAACAAUACUAAUGAAAUCGGAAAAGAUGUGAAUAUGACUGAAACUACUUGUAUUCAGGAGUCAAGUCUUGAGAAAAUGCCCGUCGUAACCGAAGCACAGUCAGUUCAAACUGCUUUAAGCAGGACUGAUGCACAAUCGCAAGAAGUAACAAUCGAAAAGGAGUCCAACCAGUCUGAUCCACCAAACAUGACUUCAGAGAUUCAACUCCAAGCCACGUCAUUAGAAAAUGAGAAUUUAAAUAUGUCUGAAUCCACAGACGAUCAAAUUAAGCUUGGUCCUACAAACCAGGGUGAAAGUAUUGAAGCUGCACAAGAAUUACGAAUAGAGCCUGGACAACCGAAGGCAAAUGAAGGCAAACCCGAGCAAGAACAAGCACAACCUGGCUCUUCAAGUCAGGUGGAAAGUGUAACAAUCACACAGGAACUGCUGACGGAUCCUGAACAACCAAAUCAAAGUCUAAUCUGUCAUGAAACUACGCCAAUUGAAAUGCAAAGCCAGUCUGAUCCGCCAACAGAGAAUGCUGUAGAUCCUGAACAGAACACACAGCAACCGAAGAAAACUAAAAACAUACUUUCGGAUUUAAUGGAAAUGUCAGGUAUAUUUGAUGACGAUGUGGCACCAGCGCCUCAAGAAACGGUGCCUGUACCGGCUCCGCAACAAACGUUGCCAGUAACUGUUCAGCAAGAACCCUUGUUUACACCUGCACCUGCACCGCCAUCUAUACUUUCGCAAAUGGUUGCAUCAGCGCAAUCUGUCAUCCAACCCGCAGCAAAACUGCAGGGCACAAUACUGGGCCCCAUACCCAAUAAUUAUCUUUCUUGCCAACCUCUUAUAAAAACACCACUCGGAGAUCUCUCGCCAAUUACGUCGCUCUAUGAACUAAAAUACGCUUGCGCGAAUAAAGGAAUAUUCUUUAAAUUAGAUUUUGAUACGGGAUAUCUCGUUCCCAUUAACGUUUGUUUAAAAGCGCCUGUGAAACAAACUCCCAAAGUUGUUGCUGAAAAGGCAGUAAUUGAUCUAACGAGCGAAGCAAAAUCGGAUCAACCCCAACCAAUCCCCAAGAAAAACAUAACGUUACUUUCGCCCAAAAAAGGGUUAGUUACACCUGUAACUCUUACGCCGAUACCUACUGCGGCGGUAACUAGUCCAAUCAAACCUUGCUCAUUGUUGAAAGUAGGAAUACCUUCCAUAUUACGUCGGAUAAAUUCAGAUAAUAAAUGUCAAGAAAAUAUUAACACAUGGAUUAAGGCGCGUGGCGGCAAGCGUCACAAGCAAAAACGGAAACAGCAUCUGCAACAGCACGAGUUGAGUGACAGCGAGGAUAAUGUUGUUCCACCUCCGUCUAAGAAGGCCUCCAAGAGAGUUAAGAGCACCGACACGCAGGAGCCGUCUGCGUCGACGUCCCGUGUCCAGGAAGAUGUGACCACUGUAUACGAUUCUUCUGAUGACGAACCUCUAUCAAAAAUGGCUAAAUUAAAAAGAGAAGAGGAGAAGAAGCGAACUACAAGAAUUGUAAUCGAUUUGCCAUCAAUGGAAGAACACGAACAGUUUGACGAUAAUUUGGACACAGAGGAACAUAUACCGGAAUUAGACGAGGAACAUAGUUCUGAUGACAAUGAAGAAAAUUGCAUAUUAGGAGUUUGAAUAUUCUAUUUUGACUGGAUAGAAGCUAUAACAACAUUUAGAUUUCAGCCAUGAUCGUCUCACUGCAGGGCAAAGGCCUCUCUACCCUCCUUCCACUCUCUGUUUAAAGCUUUUUUGAGCUAUAACAAAGUUUUAUAAAUCACUUCUCAGGUUUUUAGAAUCACCUAUUUAGACAAAUGUGUCUUGCCCAUUUCAAAUAGUACACAUCACAUCACAUCUUUAAUUUAUAUUUUUUAGUGUACUUAGAAUAACUACAGAAAUUUUAAAUCGACAAUUUUUACUAAUUUUACCAGCGCUUUUAUAAUAGGGAGUGAUAAACACAGUCAACUACUUUAUGUGAACAUUUACAAAUAUUUUACUUAAUUAUAUCUAUUUGUAGGUGUGUCCUAAGUUAAAUAAUUUCUAAUUAAGUUUCGUGGCUCAUUAUUAGUAGGUAGGUGCAUGACGUGGCUGUAGUUUUAAUACCUCUGACUACACCUAGUAAAUCUCAAUGUGUGUUUAACUUCUUGUCUGUCGAUAUGUGAGACACAAUAGAAACACAUUGUGUCUCGCGUAGGUUUGUGUUCCGACAUACAAAGGGUUAAAUAAAAUAUUUUAACAGAAACGUGUAAAUAUUUUAUAAAAAGCAACGUAUUUUUAGAUUUUAUUUCUUUAAGGAGACGUAUAAUAUAGUAUAGUAUGCUGAUGCACAAUACUCGGCUCGAAUUAUGGUAAGAUUUUUCGUAGUGGCAUGAUUUUCUCAUUAUUUCUUACUCAACUUACAAUGCUAAUUCUUUUUCUUAUUCUUAAGUUCACUUAAUAAUGAGUGUCGUGUGCGCGCGUGCUUUCGCAUGAUCAGCUGUUAGCAGCGAGGCGCCCGCGCCCGCGUUAUCGGAAGAGUAGUAGGUAUUUAGAAAUUUUACGCGCGUGUGCAAAUCAAAUUUUGUUGUUUUAUUAUUGUGGUAAAAAUAAAACUAAUGAGUAAGAGAACAAAAUAAGUUUCUUUGGGAAAGUUGUUUGUAAUCAUGAGUACAAUCAUGUGCUUAGUAUCAGUCACUAAUUUCCAGUCACCCUAUAUACCUAUAGGUACUUAAAUAAAUAAUGAGAAAAAAACAGUACGUGAACUUAACCCCACUACGAAAAAUCUUGCCAUGUUUCGUGCCGGUGGUAAAAUAAUAUUUAAGGUAAUACAGUAUUGCAUAGUUUUUAAUAGUGUUUCAAUUACAAACAACAUAAUCCAUUGCGAUAGAAUCUCGUGGAUUAUAUCUGUGAUAUUAUUUAAGGGUUUUAAAAUAUUACGAGGAUGUUUUUCAAUCCAAUAGAUAUACCUAAAGAGUUUGUGGAUUUUCUGUUUUGUGUAAUUGGUGAUGGGAAGGUUAGGUAAUAUUUCAUUCAAUUCGGCUGCUAAAUAUAUUUCAUAUUUCUAGACUUUCGCCUCUGCACUAUGAUAAUAUGGUCUACCUACUUGCAUCACAACCUGCCUUGCAUCUUAAUUUGCAGAAACAAUCUUUGUUUUUUUUUUCUCUACAUUAUCCUACUACAAUUUUCUUCUGUAGUCUAAAUCAAUUCAAUUUUAUUGAGUAGGCAAUUACUUAUCCUUUUUUUACUCGAGUAGAUACACACUUUUUUAACCCCUUAAUGCUGUUUAACUCUGUAUUUUGUCACCUUGGGUGGCUAGCCAAUAUAGUGUACUGCAUUCCAAAUACAUACCUACAUAAUAAAUAAUUAUCCUUUAUGUAAUACCUAUUUUUUAUUUGUGGACUAUCGGAAUAAUGCUUAAAUUAUGUGUAAAAAAUGUUUUUUCACUUACUUCAUUACAGAAAUUAUGUUUGGUUGCUGUAUAUUACGGUUUGAUUUAGUUUUUAAAUAGCUCAUUGUGUCUUUUAAUUUUAAGAAAUGUGAUGUUCAACCUCAUUUUUUUAAUGUAAAUUAAGUUCUGAAAUCUAGAUUUAGUUUAUGAUUGUUAAGUGAAAUCUGUAAAUUACCUAUACUGCGUUGAUAUAAAUAUAUGUUAAGGUUGAACAGCCUAUGGACUUAAAUCAGACUGGCAGGCCAGCUGGUUAUUUGGAAACAAGUGUGACUUUGUGUUAUUAUUAAUAAACAAUUUUAAACACAAUAGUAAA
This is a messenger RNA of Spodoptera frugiperda (fall armyworm), 8292 nucleotides long. RefSeq lists its product as uncharacterized. The record is from RefSeq and is a predicted model, not a curated record. The coding region runs from base 164 to 6190 and encodes 2008 amino acids. Lineage: Eukaryota; Metazoa; Arthropoda; Insecta; Lepidoptera; Noctuidae. The transcript has 9 exons.